AUGCUCAACCUCGCCACUCUCACCUCGGUGCUCGUAGCCACCGGAGCUCUGGCACAUACAACGCCCCCGAGAUACAACCAGACUACCGAUCAGGAGAUAGAGUCUCAGAUCGCCUUCAAGGAUGGAGAAUGUACCGUCGAGCCCCUCGGAGGAGCUCGGGACGAUGGUCCAGCCCUGUUGAGGGCGUUUGAGACAUGUGCCAACAACUCCGUGAUCAAUCUCCCUGGACCGCUUUAUACGGUGGAGAAGGUGUUGGAUACCGAGUUGCAUAAUGUCGUCAUCAACCUCGAGGGGAUCAUGCAGUAUACCCCGAACAUCGAGUACUGGUCCCCCGCCUCCAUCUACCUCGAAUACCAGAACGCAACUACCGCCUGGAAACUAUCCGGAGCGAACAUCACUCUUCAAUCCCUCACCCGAAAGGGAGGAAUCGAUGGGUCUGGACAGACUUGGUGGGACGCCUACGCGGUUGAGAAAGCGAGAGGAGGGAGGGGGGUCGCAGGGGGGUCUUCGAGGUUGUUUGCGAGGCCUAUUCCGUUGGCUGUUGCCGAUGCUUAUGAUGUCAGGGUCGAUGGUCUUUCGAUCACCAACGCGCCUUUCUGGCACAUGUUCACCUAUCAGGUCGAAAAGGUCGAGUUCAGCAACAUGUUUGUCAAAUCGAUCAGUAGCAGCAAUGCCAGUGCUGCCAAUACCGAUGGAUGGGACACUUACCGAUCUAACAACGUCAUCAUCCGAGACUCGGUCAUCAUCAACGGUGACGAUUGCGUAUCUUUCAAGCCGAACUCGUCGAACAUCUUGGUGGAGAACCUUUACUGCGACGGCUCUCAUGGAAUCAGCGUUGGAUCUCUUGGGCAGUACUACGGAGAGACGGAUAUCGUGGAGAACAUCUAUUCCCGAAAUGUCACUUUGAUCAACACUGAGCACGGGGCCAGGAUCAAGGUUUUCCCCGGUCACAACAACACCGAUUCCGUCGAGGGAGGUGGAAUCGGUCGAGUCAGGAAUGUCACUUGGGAGGACCUCACCUUGGAGAGCGUCGACAAGCCCAUCUUCGUGACCAGCUGCUACAACUACGACGAGAACCCUCAGUGGUGUGAAGACCACCCUUCGGAACUGGUCAUCUCGGACAUCAAGUUCUUCAACUUGAAAGGAUACGCUUCCGGCAACUACCCCAACAACACGGUCGGUUCCCUCCGAUGCUCUGGAGACUGCGCCGGCUUUGUCGCUCAAGACAUUGACAUUGGGCUGUACGAGAACCGUACCCAGGGUCAAUACGUCUGCACUAACCUGGUCAACCCACGUCUCGACUUUACUUGCAUCGACGUUCCUUUCAACGGCGAGAACCAGUUGAGCGAUUUGGAGCCCUGA
This is a messenger RNA of Filobasidium floriforme, 1362 nucleotides long. RefSeq names its product pectin lyase-like protein. NCBI's taxonomy places the organism in Eukaryota, Fungi, Basidiomycota, Tremellomycetes, Filobasidiales, Filobasidiaceae. Bases 1 to 1362 code for a protein of 453 amino acids. Gene Ontology annotation, molecular function: polygalacturonase activity. The record is from RefSeq and is a predicted model, not a curated record. Gene Ontology annotation, biological process: carbohydrate metabolic process. The transcript is spliced from 12 exons.